Onthophagus taurus is the source of this 1053-nucleotide messenger RNA. Its product is annotated as phosducin-like protein. The record is from RefSeq and is a predicted model, not a curated record. Gene Ontology annotation, biological process: regulation of G protein-coupled receptor signaling pathway. NCBI's taxonomy places the organism in Eukaryota, Metazoa, Arthropoda, Insecta, Coleoptera, Scarabaeidae.
GGUUAGUUCGCCGAAAUGUAAACGUCAAAUGUGUCAUGUUUGUUUAUGAAAUUCAGUUCGAUUCGGUACGAUUUCGUUGUCGGUCACGUUUACUUCGUCUGUUAUAUAAAAUUUAAGUUCGAUUGAAUUAAGUUUGAAAUGGCGACGUUAGAAGAUAAGAUUCUCGGUGAAAAACUUCAUAAUUAUUGUAGUAGUAGUGAAGAAAGUGACGGUGAAGAUUCAGAUUCAAGUGGACCCAAACAAUUAAAAGAAAAUGUAGGUUCGUUACCGGAACCGAAUAAAUGGGAAGGAACCUCGACGAAUACGGGACCAAAGGGUGUUAUUAAAGAUUGGCAACGUUUUAAACAAUUAGAAACGGAAAAACGUGUCGAUGAUGAAAAAGAAAGAUUAGAAUUGAUGAAAAAAUUAACGUUAACUGUUCAAUCAGCUUUGGACGAAGAAAAAGAAAAGGCUGAAAACGAUCCGGAUUUAAUGGAAUUAUUAAAUGAUGACUUUUUAUUAAAUUAUCAAAAACAAAGAAUGGUUGAGAUGUUAAAACAGAACCAACAUAAUUUAAAAUUCGGUAAAGUUAUUUAUUUAAGUAAUGGUCAAGAAUAUUUAGAUGCUAUCGAUAAAGAAAAUAAAAAUGUUACUGUUAUUGUACACGUAUAUGAAGAAAGUGUUACAGCUUGUCGAGUUAUGAACGAAUGUUUAAACGAAUUAUCAAAAAUGUAUGAAGAAGUGAAAUUUUGUGCCAUUAUUGGUUCACAUGCUGGUGUCAGCCAAGAUUUUAAAGUUAAUGGAGUUCCUGCUUUACUUAUUUAUAAAGCAGGGCAAGUUGUUGGUAAUUUCGUUCGUUUAUCUGAUGAUUUGGGUGAUGAUUUCUGUUCUGAGGAUCUCCAAGGUUUUCUUAUUGAGCAUGGUAUGAUUGAAGAUAAAUCAUGUACACCGUUAAUUAUUAAAAAUGGAAAUAAUCCAGAGGAUAGUGACUAGCAAUAAUAUUUGUACAUAUUUUUCUAUUAAACUUAAUAAUAAGGAAGAACAUUAUUUAAAUAAUUAAAAUAUAUAUCUUAU